Prorocentrum cordatum is the source of this 2631-nucleotide messenger RNA. NCBI's taxonomy places the organism in Eukaryota, Dinophyceae, Prorocentrales, Prorocentraceae. The record is from the annotation of a GenBank genome assembly.
AUGGGACCCAGGCUCGCGCAGGCGCGCGUCGCUAUCCCGCAGGGCAAGGCGCAGAUGCACUACGCUCAGAGCGGCUGCGACGCAGAGUUCUUUGCAAAUAUUGCAAGUGCGGACAGCAGUGACAUGGGACGUCAGUUAGAUAAGGUGCAGGUGACAGCUAACACUUACGGGCACUUGCUGGCCGCGCUCGCCGCGAUUGGGCCGCUGCUGGCCAAGCACCUUUUCGCUUGCACCGCGCGGGCCCGCAAUGUGGCCGGGCGUGCCCUCGUGAAGGAGCACACGCCCGUGCCGCUCGAGCCGCUUGGCGGGGCGAGGCAGACAAGGUGUGGGCGGGAUGCCUUUGCCUGUAGGGCAGCGGCAUUCAAGACUGCAGCUGGGCGCGGCUCUCCUCCUGCUGUGGGCAGGACUGCGGCCCGGCCUCGCGCAGGGCGCGGCGGGUGGCGACCAGAUGCCCGAGACGAUGAAGGCGCGCGUCACUCCCAGGAAGCAGCACUGGGUGCACGUCGGCAUCGGGGAGGUCAAGUACAUGCGCUUCGAGUGUUUGGGUGGACCAGCCGACGUGGGCAUCUCGCUGUCGACCUUCGCGGAGCACGCCGACCCGCUGCUCUUCGUGUCGCUGAACCCCGACGAGUCCGCAGGCAACACGACGCCAACAGCUUUGCGCAGUGGCGCGAGGACUCGUCUGGCGACCACUUCGUGAUCGCCCGGGCCGUGGGCCCCCGCGGCGGCUGGCUGGGCCUGCACAACGCAAGGCACUUCGCCUCCGAGGCGUUGCAGGGGAUCAUCACGGUGCACUGUAGCUACAUCGUGGCUUUCGACACGUUCUUCUGGGACCACCUCCGCAGCGCCAGCAUCUGCCCGACCGGGGGCAGCCAGGUAGGCGCCAACGGCCAGCUUGUCUCGGUACGCGGCUUCUGCUCCGGGCACGGCACCUGCGGGACCCACGGCGUGUGCGAGUGCGACGAGGGCCACGCGGGCCCGAGCUGCUCCCACAGUAUCACCGACCACGGCGUCGCGGCCGAGGGCAACUACAACUUCCAGGUUGCCACGAACAGGUACCAGUACUUCCGCGUCCGGGUGCCCCCGCAGUUCCGCGGCGGCUACUUGCAGGUGACCGUCAGGUCCGAGAGCCCCCUGGUGGUGCUGCUGCGCAGCGACGGCUUGCCCACGAAGCGCAACUACAAGCUGAGCAAUUUCGACGAUUGGAUGGCUCAGCGCACGUCCUCGGUCCUUGUGUACAAGGUGGACGCCCCGGGGGGAUCUGCGGCGGACAGCGAGCUGGAAAAAGUCCAGCACCGCCGGUUGCAGUCCGGCGUAAGACAGAGAGCAAGGCCGGCCUCCGAGUGGAUGGGAGGUGACUUCAAGAGCUGGGGCCAGCUGUUCCGUAGGGCCAAAGGCGUUGAUCCCGUGUCCUCCCUGGACGGUUACGAGGCGGCCAGGACCAGGACUUUGGCAGAUAACGCCCAGACCUGCCCGGACAUGCCCAAGCCAGCCUUCAGCGACCCCUCGUGCGCGUCUCCGACGUACAAGAGGUGCGAGGACAAGUGCAACAUGUGCGUCGGGUGCAUCCAGGGAAGCGGCGACGGCGGCAUAGGCGCCGGCGACGAGGACGAGGACGGCCCGGUGGACAGCAGGUGCAAGGCGGCGUGCAACGAGUGCGUGUACAGCGAGUGUGCCAGGGCAUUCGCAUCAUGCGCAGGGAACACGAGCUGCAAUGGCCCCGAGGUGGACACGUGCGAGGAGAAGUGCGCGAGUUGCAUGACCUGCUUCAGCGACAGGGAAUGCGACCGCUGCGGGUGCUGCCUGGGCUGCCUGCCGUUGGCGGCGAAGUGCGAGGGCGUGGCCAAGAAGGCCGCCCAGCAGAACCAGUUCGUAUUCGUUGGUGUCUUUAACCACAGAAGGCCCGGCGAGGGCGAUGGGCGCCUGGAAGGCUUCGCGGACAUCAAGCUCGUGGAGGACGUCGACUUCGACGGCCAGGACUUUCCUUCGAGCUGGAUGGCCGCCCUGUACAACCCAUUCCACGACAUCCGGAGCCUGGAGUUCACCCAGACCGAGGAUUACCCAGACGGUGACCAGUACAUCUACAGCCUGACGCUUGCAGCGGAGGAGAAGGAGAUGAACAUGCAGGUUAACCUCUACAGGGACCGUGUCACGUUGCUGCACAUCAACAUGUCAAGUAGCGACCCGACGGGCAUGCGGCUGGAGUUCAAGAACGGCCUCAAGAUCAGCCACGUCCUCUCCACGCGCCAGCGCGCCCCGAGGUCAUUCUUCGACUUUGACCAGGUGCACGUGCUCGACGAUCAGGAGGUGCAGAUCACGGCGGAGGGCAGGCCGGCGAUCUGGUGCGCCAUCUUCGGUGCCGAGGACGGCACCGUCGAGGUGCUGGCGCAGGCCCUCGACGACAGAGGCGGGACAUGGACUCCAUUCACGACGGUGGUGGCCCUCGUGCUGCUGUGCGCCGCGCUGGCCUCCGGGAGGAUCCUCUGCGGCAGGACCGCGCAGUUCCAGAGGUGCGCCACGGCGGUGGACCCCGCGGCCUGCGGCGAGAGCGUCGACUGCCUGGUCGUGGAGCGCAACCCGGAGGACGAGUUCUUGCAUCGCGGCGGCACCAUGGGCGACGACGGCAUAUGA